CAACUCGAUAUUCCUCCACCACCACUCGCCACAGCCAGCCACGAUUCUACACAGCCAGCCACUCGAGAGCUCCAAGAUUCGCUAGCAGCUAGGUAGCCAGCCAUGUCGACCACCGACGGCCAGAAUAAGCAGGCGCGGACACCGGCAGCACUGUCCGCGGCCGGGCACGGCGACGCAGAGACCAGGAAGCUCUUCUCCCGCUUCGACGCGGACGGCGACGGCCGGAUCUCCCCGUCCGAGCUCGCCGCGGUGGCGGGCGCCAUCUCUCCGCCGCCGAGCGAGUCCGCGGGGGGGCGGGAGGUGGGCGCGAUGAUGGACCAGCUCGACGCCGACCGCGACGGCUACGUGGACCUGGGCGAGUUCGCGGCCUUCCACGCCCCCGGCGGCCGCGACCUGGACGCCGAGCUGCGCGACGCCUUCGACGUCUACGACAUCAACGGCGACGGCCGCAUCUCCGUCGCCGAGCUCAGCAAGGUCCUGGGCCGGAUCGGCGAGGGCUGCAGCACCCAGGAGUGCGAGCGGAUGAUCGCCUCCGUCGGCGUCGACGGCGAGGGCUACGUCGGAUUCCAGGAGUUCAAGAAAAUGAUGUCCCCUGACGCCGCCGGCGCGCAGGCCCAACCGCAGCCUGCCGCCGGCGUCACAGACGACAAGCCCAAGACGGAGUGAUCCGUUAUUCCGAUCGCAAAUGGAGGUGUAUAUUGCGUAUUAUGUUGAUGGCAGUAAGAUGAAUGUACAAUAUGUGUAUGCGCUGCCACUGAGCCACAUCCAGCUCUGUUCUUCGGUAACUUGUGCAGACCUAGCUAGCACCGUGACGAUUCCCCGUGCGGUUUGGCUGUAAUUUGCACUCUAGUAGAUGCAAAAUGGGAAUAAGGAUGAAUGUACAAUAUGUAACGAAUGCACUGCUCGAGCUCCAGAAUCGGCUGUUGCUCUGUUUCCCAGCUACCAAAUCUACUUGCGGGAGCGCAAGUAAUUCUCCGGAAGCCAUAACCAAUGGAGCCUCCGGCUUGGCUGCA
Lolium rigidum is the source of this 1013-nucleotide messenger RNA. Its product is annotated as probable calcium-binding protein CML16. The transcript has a single exon. The record is from RefSeq and is a predicted model, not a curated record. NCBI's taxonomy places the organism in Eukaryota, Viridiplantae, Streptophyta, Magnoliopsida, Poales, Poaceae. The coding region runs from base 103 to 666 and encodes 187 amino acids. Gene Ontology annotation, molecular function: calcium ion binding.